GUAGGCCCCGGAUCAGAGCACAUGGCUGUUUACACCAGGAAGGCUUUACAGAUCGUUUUAACUGAGGAAUUCUUCCAGUUGUGGAGCUUUGCUGGGAGUUGUAGUUCUGUAAAGAGGACCUGUUCCCCACAGUGAGGAGGUGUGGUGUACCCCAAUCAGUGUGCUGAUCACUUCUCAUAGAUCACUCCCCAGACAUGCCAAGAUGUUCUAUUAGUGAGAGUGGACAUGGAAGGGCAGCCUGUGGUGACCUCCAAGCAAGCUGAAGAGGUGAUUAAUGGGUGUAUUACCCAGGUGGUCUGCUCUGCCUUCACGGAUCAUAUUCUGGUUAUGGUGACACAGUACGGGAAGUUUGGCACAUUGAUCUCUGUCACUCCUAACACAGUAGCAGGAGACCUGGAAAAACCCACCCUUAGCACCAAAGUCCUUCUAGGAUGUGAUGAGCCUCUGGUUCACGUCUGUGGCAAGAAUUUGGUUAGCUUUGUAUCUGAAGAGUCGAAGAACAAGCCAGUACUUCUAGGAAUUGCAUUAAAGGACAAAAGUCCGGACUGUAUUACUGCACUGAAAGCCCUCAUAAAGAGCUGUCGGGUUUGGUGAUGGACGAAGUAUCUCAUUCAUCUGGAAUAAUGUUGCUGUAAAUGAUUACUGAAUACAUUUGAAAUGUGCAUAUUGGAUAUUGCAUUCAUUUUGUAUUAAAUACAUUUUAUACAUAAGCUUUACCA
This is a messenger RNA of Rana temporaria (common frog), 719 nucleotides long. Its product is annotated as proteasome assembly chaperone 3-like. NCBI's taxonomy places the organism in Eukaryota, Metazoa, Chordata, Amphibia, Anura, Ranidae. The coding region runs from base 226 to 594 and encodes 122 amino acids. The transcript is spliced from 3 exons. The record is from RefSeq and is a predicted model, not a curated record. Gene Ontology annotation, biological process: proteasome assembly.